This is a messenger RNA of Cajanus cajan (pigeon pea), 745 nucleotides long. RefSeq names its product TFIIB zinc-binding protein. Gene Ontology annotation, cellular component: RNA polymerase I complex. Gene Ontology annotation, molecular function: zinc ion binding; nucleic acid binding. The record is from RefSeq and is a predicted model, not a curated record. Lineage: Eukaryota; Viridiplantae; Streptophyta; Magnoliopsida; Fabales; Fabaceae. Gene Ontology annotation, biological process: termination of RNA polymerase I transcription; DNA-templated transcription.
AGGCUUGUUAGGCCCAUUAGUGAAAAGAAAAGAUGUUUGUUCCCUCUUGGCGGUGUUGUUAGGGUUUUGUAUUAAGUGCUUCGUCUCUGCACUACACAGUACACACUAAACUCUGCGUUUUGCGUCACGAUGGCUUCUUCUCGGCUUGAUUUCUUGUUCUGUAAUUUGUGUGGGACUUUGCUAACUGUCCCUUCCACUGAGUACGCUCAGUGCCCCUUGUGCAAAACUCGCCGAAACAUACAACAUAUUCGUGAUAGGGAAAUAAGUUACACAAUCUAUGCUGAGGAUAUCAGAAGAGAGCUUGGAAUGGAAGUAAUCGAGGAACAGAAGGUGCAAUUGUCUAAGGUCAACAAGAAAUGUGAAAAAUGUGGCCAUGAUGAGGCUAACUUUUAUACCAGACAGAUGAGAUCAGCGGAUGAAGGGCAAACUACUUUCUACACAUGCACCCGCUGUGGUCAUCAAUCUCAAGAGAACUAGUGGUUUUACUUUAAGGCUAUGUUUGGUUUGGAGAGGAAAGCUGACGGGAAAAAAAUUUAGGGAAAAGUGAGAUAGUUUUUUCAGGUUAUUUGAUGGGAGAGAAAAUGAAAGAAAGUAUUUUUUUCCCCUUUAUUGAAUUGAGUGUGAAAGGGAAAAAAAGAGAUGUAUCAUGUAUGUGAAAUGGCAAAUACUUUAAACCUAGGAAUGACAUGUAGUAAUUAAUCUUUUUGGUAAAAAAUAUAUUUUAGAAGAGUAUCUUUUUAUCCAA